CACUUAUUCUUUUUGUUUUCUAAGAAGAUUCUCAGUCACUUUUUUUUUUUUUCGUUUUUUCCAAUGUUGGCUGUUCGGUCAGUGACAACAACGCCGCUGGCGAGCGUUCCGUCGCGCCUGCUGCACGACCGAGUCCGCCAAAACUUUCUCACCCAGCAUCUGAACAUUCUGCGCAUGCCGCUCGUCCACGGGGUGCCCGAGAUGCAUCCUGUCGUCGCAGAUCGCCUCGAGCAGAUUGAGCGUCACAGCUCGACCACGACCGCUCUGGCCCAGCAGCUGCAGCUGCCCCAGCAGUCCCAGCAGUCCGCCGCCCCACACACCGUCCAGCAACCAUCAAAGAAGCAGAUGAAGGCCAGCAUUGCGGCAGCAGCAACAGCACCAGCAGCAGUGUCGUCAGCAGCGGUUUCAGCCAGCCGCAUGGCGAUCGGCGGCUCGUCCUCUUCAGGCGCACCACCACCAGCCCGAGCGCUGGCUGCCUCGCCCGCCACUCCAAAGCGCAGCGUGUCUGCACUCGACCAGGCCCACGAGAAGGCGCUCCGGAUGCACACGCUGCUCGGUCAGGUCCUCCACUCGCCUGCGUUCGGCGACCCAGCUGCUCCAUCCUCGCUUUCCACCGCUCAUGCUGCUCAUGAUGCUCCUACUGCUGCUCCUGCUGCUGCUGCUGCUGCUGCGCGUCCGAGCCCGUCUCUGAGCUUUGCACGCUGGUCCGUCCCAAGCACGACCUGGUCUGCACCCGCUGCCUCUCCCAAGCCCAAGACCACCACUGUUCCGUCGAGCCUGCCGUUGCCGCCGUCGCUCGCCCAGCGCCAGUCUGCCCAGUCGCAGUCGUGGCUGUACGACGACGUCAUCACCGCUCGCAUGGUCGCAUACAACAAGCACAUUGCAUACAUGCACCGUCUCGUCCGGUCGCUCGAACACCCCGAGGCUUCCAGCACGAUGGAGCUCAGCCGAGCAGAGCUGGGCGAGUUUAAGGCAGUUGUUGAAAGCGCUGCAUUUUCAGUGCGCAACCAUCUGGAUGAGAAGGGCGGAGUGCCAGUGCGCGGACGACGCAUCGCGCGUGUCAUCCGACAGCAGUCCCUGAAGCGUCGCGAGAUGCAGGCAGUGGUUGACAGCAUCAGCGUGCCGCCGACGCGAGCGCAAAUGGUGUCGCUCUUUACGCGCCCUUGGUCUGUAGUGCCUCUGGACGCAUCCAGUCAACCGCAGUUCACGCAGUGGCAGAUUGCAUACGCGCUGCUGCACUCGUACCCUUCGCUCCGGCGCCUGCAGGACGAUUUGGCCAGUCACUCCCGCCACAGCCUCGAGACGAGCCAGUUGGCACAACUCGCAAAGCAGCAGCAGCCGCGUCGUCGUCGCUCGAUGGCUGCUUCAGGCUCUGCAGUCAUGUCGCGCCCGGUUGGCGUGAACGGCGUCCCUCUCCUUCAUCCAAGCGAGGAUCUCGAGCACGUGUGGCCGUUGCGACGCCUCAUUCGGGAGCUGCACAUGUCGCGCGCACGAAUGGCAACCUUGUUCGCGACCGCGGUUGGCUCGCCAAUGUGGCUCAUCGAGCAGUGGGUCCAGAAUCCGCCAGCGAUGCCGGCAGGUCUGUCUCCUGCCAGCUAUGUUGCGCACACGCAGUAUGUGCAACAUGUCCAGCGCGACUUUGCGCUGUUCAAGGAGCUUGCCCACAACGAAGACAGCGUGGUCAACCAAACCCAUCGUGCUGAUGCCGAGGAUGAACAGAUGGAACUGGACCAGGACGUCCAACAACUAACCGAGCAGCAGCAGCAGCAGCAGCAGCAACAACAACAACAACAACAGGAUCAUUUCAUGGCACAGUUUGAUGAGCUGUACCACGCCGAGGACCGGUUGAAACGAACGGCAUUUGAGUCGCUCGACCGUUUUCUUGGCAAUUUCAUGAGCCAGUGGCGCCAAGAUCUCGCUCGAGAGAACUGCCAGUACUUUGAAUACGCUCGCGAUGGUACCCUCCGCGUUGGCGCCUUCAACUCGACCGUCGUGUCGCACCAGCUGCGCAAAGAGUUCGGCCUGGGUGGCGCAGACUACCUCGUCCUUGACCCGCGCAUUCCCGACCGCCGCCACAUUGGCGACCUCCUGCCCCUUCCUCAACUCGGCGACUUUAUUGACGGGCCAUCACCGACCGUUGGCGAUGCUCCCGGGAAAACCACCGAUCGUCAAGCCAGCAGUGUGCUCAAAAAGCGCCGCAAAAUGAUGAACAAGCACAAGCAUCGCAAGUGGCGCAAGAAGCACCGCGCCUUGCUCAAGCGUCUUGGCAAGUAAACGCAAUCUUGCAACCGUUAUGUGUGUGUGUGUGUGUGUGUCCAUUGCGUGCCUCGCUCCUUUCACGUCUGGACUAAUACAAACAAAAUAUCACGAACAAGUCGACAAAAACAAAAUGUGCUGGAG
Molecule: messenger RNA, 2400 nt
Organism: Capsaspora owczarzaki ATCC 30864
Lineage: Eukaryota; Filasterea; Ministeriida; Capsasporidae
Exons: 2
Coding region: 64-2274 (736 amino acids)
Biological process (GO): regulation of transcription by RNA polymerase II
Cellular component (GO): nucleus
Molecular function (GO): transcription cis-regulatory region binding
Source: RefSeq, a predicted model, not a curated record